Plodia interpunctella (Indianmeal moth) is the source of this 1950-nucleotide messenger RNA. RefSeq names its product Chaperonin containing TCP1 subunit 8 (gene CCT8). The coding region runs from base 130 to 1767 and encodes 545 amino acids. Gene Ontology annotation, molecular function: ATP hydrolysis activity; ATP binding; ATP-dependent protein folding chaperone. Lineage: Eukaryota; Metazoa; Arthropoda; Insecta; Lepidoptera; Pyralidae. Gene Ontology annotation, cellular component: chaperonin-containing T-complex. The transcript is spliced from 6 exons. Gene Ontology annotation, biological process: protein folding. The record is from RefSeq and is a predicted model, not a curated record.
GAGGCCAUGAAUGAUUACUUUUAUUUUACCUACUCUUUGAGUUCAUGCCUUCUUGUGAAGUAAGAAAAAAACACGAGAAUUUAACUUUAAAAUUUAAUCUGUCAUAAAAUCAUAUUUCCUUAAUUAAAAAUGGCUUUGCAUAUACCCAAAGCACCUGGUGUGCCUUCAAUGUUAAAAGAUGGAGCACGGAUGUUUUCUGGAUUAGAAGAAGCAGUUUACAGAAACAUCAAUGCCUGCAAACAGUUUGCACAGAGCGUGCGUUCAGCUUACGGCCCCAACGGCAUGAAUAAGAUGAUCAUCAAUCACAUUGACAAACAGUUUGUGACUAGUGAUGCCGGCACUAUUAUUCGGGAAUUGGAUGUGGAGCAUCCGGCUGCCAAGUUAAUGGUCCUCGCGAGUCAGAUGCAAGAUGCUGAAGUUGGUGAUGGCACCAACUUUGUCAUAGUCAUUUCAGGGGCGCUCUUAGAAGCUGCUGAAGAACUACUACGCCUUGGUGUCACUACAAGUGAAAUAGCUGAAGGAUAUGAACAAGCUCUUGACAAGUGCUUGGAAAUCUUACCAGAGCUAGUAUGUGAGGAGAUAAAAGAUUACAAAGAUAUACCAGCUGUUGUCAGGGGUAUCAGGCCAUCUAUUAUGUCAAAGCAGUAUGGAAAUGAAGACUAUAUAGCCGAGCUUGUAGCCAAGGCUUGUGUGGCUAUACUCCCAGAGCAAACUACCUUCAAUGUUGAUAAUGUCAGAAUAUGCAAGAUUCUUGGGGCUGGUCUUCUACAAUCCCAAGUUCUAUCGGGGAUGGUGUUCAAGCGAGAAGUAGAAGGUGAUCUGACUUCAGCCAGCAAAGCUAAAGUGGCCAUAUACUCUUGUCCAGUAGACAUCACUCAAACUGAGACUAAAGGGACAGUUUUAAUUAAAACUGCAGAUGAACUGCUUAACUUCAGCAGAGGAGAAGAGUCGCAUCUUGAGAAACAAAUCAAGGAUAUUGCAGAUGCCGGCGUCAAAGUUAUUGUUGCUGGUGCUAAGUUUGGUGAUAUGGCUUUGCAUUUCCUGAACAAAUAUGGAGUUAUGGCUGUCCGUCUCACAUCAAAGUUUGAGCUUCGCCGUCUUGCUAAGACUGUCAAUGCUACUGUUUUACCCCGUAUUACGACUCCAACUGCGGAGGAGCUUGGUUACUGUGACACAGUGACUGUUGAAGAGCUAGGAGACACUCGGGUGGUGGUCUUCCGCAUGGAAAGCACAGAGUCUCGCUUAUCUACUAUUGUAAUUAGAGGUUCUACAGACAAUUACAUGGAUGAUAUUGAGAGAGCUAUUGAUGAUGGUGUCAACACAUUUAAAGGAAUUGCUAGAGAAGGAAGGUUUGUGCCUGGCGCUGGUGCUACAGAAAUUGAGUUAGCUCACAGACUCAUGCAAUAUGCAGAUACUCUUCCUGGCUUGGAACAAUAUGCUGUACGAAAAUUCGCCAUCGCCUUAGAAAGCAUCCCGCGAUCGCUGGCCGACAAUUCUGGUGCUAAUGCUACAGAAGUAGUUAACAACAUCUACAAGGCUCACCGUGAUGGCAAUAAAAAUGCUGGAUUUGAUAUUGAUUCCGAAAAUAAUGGAGUUUGUGACGCGAAAGAAAAAGGGAUUCUUGAUUUGUUUGUUCUGAAACAUUGGGGCCUCAAGUAUGCAGUUGGUGCUGCUACUACAAUACUCAAAGUGGAUCAGAUCAUUAUGGCCAAGAGAGCUGGUGGACCUAAGCCCAGAAAACCUGAUGGCGAUGAUGAUGACUCUUAAAUAUACAAUUCUUUAUUACAAAUAAGCUAUCUUUAAUAUAGCUUCUUUGUUAACUAACGUAAUGGUAUUAAUAUUACUGCCUAUUUUCAUAUAGCAAUUAAUUUAAAUGGAUUGCUUUAGGUUUACUCCAUGUCGUCACAAAACAUGUCGAGGCCUUAACCAUAAUUAAACAUUCUUAAUUUA